AUGGAGAACCAGCGUUUUCCCAUCAGCGUCAGUUUAAUCGGAGUAAUGCUCAAGGGGAAGAAAAAGAUGUACAUGACCUCCGUACUUUGGUCAGACCAAAACGACAUUGUAGUUUACAGAAGUUUUCGGGAUUUCAAGAUAAUGCACAAAGAAAUGAAGAAAGCGUUCCCAUCCACGAGCAAGUUGAGGAAAUCCGACAGAAUCAUUCCCAAAUUCCCAAGUAUGUCAAGGAAGCGCGACAGACAGAAGAAAGUGCCCGCCAAAUCAAUGGUGCGCCUCAAGCAUUUGCAGACAUAUUGUAACGAACUUCUGAGCUGCGACCCGGGAGUCGGUCAGUCCGCAGACCUUAUCAAGUUCUUCCACCCCAAAGACCAGGACCUCCAGCCCGAGUUUUCCAAGAACAGCAUCAUGAUCAUGCUCUCAGACGACAACACCAGUGGCAAUGCGGGACACGGCAACGGUGGCAACGUGACCCAGCCAUUUGUCACAGAGACAUACAGGUGUGUGGCCGCGUAUGAGACCAAAGACACCAAGAACAAACCUUUCAAAGUGGCUAUGGACGAGAAAGUGGACGUACUCAUCAAAGACAAAGCAGGGUGGUGGCUUGUGGAGAGUGAAGACAAACGCAUGGCCUGGUUUCCUGCCCCCUACCUGGAGAAGGCUGAUGAUGAUGACGAUGAUGGCGAAGGAGAUUACGUGGAUGGAACUCCUGAAAGAGGCAUGCUGUACACUGCAGUCAAGAGCUACAAAGCCACUAAAGAUGAUGAAAUAACUGUAAACAUUGGCACAGUGGUGGAAGUCCUGCAGCAGUCUGAGAACGGCUGGUGGCUCAUCAGCUACAACGGUAAAGUAGGUUACAUCCCCACUAUGUACCUGCAGCCCUACAACUACCCUCAUAUCCGCAUGACAGCCCAACAUCAACAUAAUCGCGCCUCUUCGCCCUCCUCCCUCCUGACACCACAGUCCCAGCAGCUCAGCCGCUCUCAAGGCAACCUGCUGCUGCCACCUGCCAGCCCCACCUCACCCAACACGCUCCAACCCGGCAUGCAAAGGUCACAUUCCCUUAGCGUCCUGUCUGAGAAACCCCCACUGAGCACCUCAUCCUCUGCUGCCAGAGCUGACACCAAACCCCCCACUAAAAAGAAUGCUCCUCCACCCAUGAUCAAGGUGGAGAUGGAUGGAGAGGAGCAGGAGCAGGAGCAAGAGUGGAACUUGCCAACAGACGACGACAGCUUUAUGAGUGACAGUGACUUCAGCCUCAGUGAUGACCUCAGUUCCUCCUCAGCAAGCUCAUUCGUCAACCUUAGCCUCGGUGCCAACGAUGAACGCCUGCGUCUCAGCCACACGCCUCCACCCAUGGGGGGCAACCACCUCAGCCCUACAACUGGCAGAGAGGGGAAAAUGCUUCCCAGUGUGUCUGACCCCAACCUCUAUAAGGGCCCCACCACACCCAAAGUGCCCCCCAGACCUCGGGCCCAGGACAUCCUCACCCGAUGCACCACCAUCACCCGCAAGAAUGCGGCCAGAGGUUCUCCAUCUCCAUCACCAACUGAGAUACUGAGUCGAUAA
Messenger RNA from Scomber scombrus (Atlantic mackerel), 1569 nucleotides. It is a transcript of the gene noxo1a, whose product is annotated as NADPH oxidase organizer 1a. Gene Ontology annotation, biological process: superoxide anion generation. NCBI's taxonomy places the organism in Eukaryota, Metazoa, Chordata, Actinopteri, Scombriformes, Scombridae. The transcript has 8 exons. Gene Ontology annotation, molecular function: protein binding; superoxide-generating NADPH oxidase activator activity; phosphatidylinositol binding. The record is from RefSeq and is a predicted model, not a curated record. Bases 1 to 1569 code for a protein of 522 amino acids.